Blastomyces dermatitidis ER-3 is the source of this 3356-nucleotide messenger RNA. RefSeq names its product guanine nucleotide-binding protein subunit alpha. Gene Ontology annotation, molecular function: GTP binding; G protein-coupled receptor binding; GTPase activity. Gene Ontology annotation, cellular component: heterotrimeric G-protein complex. The transcript is spliced from 6 exons. The coding region runs from base 1278 to 2339 and encodes 353 amino acids. Gene Ontology annotation, biological process: G protein-coupled receptor signaling pathway. The record is from RefSeq and is a predicted model, not a curated record. Lineage: Eukaryota; Fungi; Ascomycota; Eurotiomycetes; Onygenales; Ajellomycetaceae.
AUGAACUGUAUUUUUAUAUUUUCCCUCGGCUGCUCGGAGUGGCGGUUUAUGUAUGGUCCACUAUCAGAACAAUCUGCCGAUUCUUCAGCAGAAUUUGAAUGGGGACGAUACUUCGUUUUUGCUAUCAUUUCCAGGCCCUCUUGUCUCUUUGGGAGACACUUUGUGAGAGGUAUUCAUGGCUGGACGAGGGGACCGGCGGGAAGCUGCGUACUCUACUGAUUGGCCCUGGAAAAGGGGGGAUGCGCGUUUGUCAGUAUGGGUGUAUUAAGAAUAUCCACUUGUAGAAGAUUCUUCCCUUUAUAUUAAGAGCGAAAAUCCUCACCACCGCCUGCAGUCCAAGCAGACCUCAUUAUUAUUAUGGAUUUCACUUCGUUGAGAUGAAACUUACCCCCUAUUCUUGCUGGGGGUAAGAAUACCCGGAUCGCGGUGGUGGUGGUGGUGCCGGGAAGAACUCUUUCUCCGGCCGGCCUGUGCCAGCCGUACAAGCGUAUUUCACGUACCCACCGCUGGCUUGGCGCCUAGCAGCGCAGCGAGCUUGUGCCAGAGAGUGUGUCUCCAGUGUGUCUCCAGUGUGUCCCCAGUGGACGUUUGGGCGGCUUGGGGGCCAGUUGGGGGAGGGGCUGCGGGCGGUGUUUGGGCGUGUGUUGCAAGCGCUGGGAACAGGUGGGCGUAUUAUAUGCGGGCUGUGACCAUACCAUACGACCACUGCCAACCAAUCUCCCUCCUCCCCCCUUCCCUUCCCGGCUUCUUCCCCGUCCGUCUCCUUCAAUCUCCUCUCCUCUUUCUCCUCCAUUGUUCGUCCAGCUUCAACUUCAAUCCACCUCCAUCACCGCCAUCACCGCCAUCACCGCCAUCACUAUCACCCUUCCACCUCUAUCCAUCGCCUCUCUCCCCCUCGCCCCCCUUACAUCUCCAUCUCCGUUAUCUUGGAUUGGAGUUGUGACUUGGCUAUCCUCAGCUUGAAAGCAGGCCGGCCUUUUUGGUGAAAAUAAAACGCUCGUUCACUGUACUGUUCGCGAUUGAGAUUGGUCGCCCAAGCUACUUCACCCGACCACAUAUUUUCUUCGUCGAUCAACCUGUUUUACCCUGGCAUAAAAAAAGGCUGGAGGCAUUUUUGAAGACGGUUCUGGAUUAACUUAACUUGUCUUUGGUUCAAUUCGUGGAUAGUCAGACUACCAUUCCCAUUUCGCCCAAACCCGUUUGGAGUGAUCUAUCGCUCUUUCUACCUCGCGAAAACUCGUCCGCAGUUACUUAGAUAUCACAUUUGAACCGCCAAGAUGGGGUGCGGAAUGAGCACUGAGGAUAAGGAGGGGAAGGCCAGAAACGAGGAGAUUGAGAACCAGCUCAAACGAGAUAAGCUGCUGCAGAAGAAUGAGAUCAAGAUGCUUCUACUUGGCGCUGGCGAGUCCGGUAAAUCUACCAUUCUGAAGCAAAUGAAACUCAUCCACGAGGGUUCCUAUUCGCGGGAUGAGAGGGAGUCUUUCAAGGAAAUCAUUUUCAGCAACACCGUGCAGUCAAUGCGUGUAAUUCUUGAAGCUAUGGAAGGUCUUGAUAUUCCCUUGGACGACCAGCGUGCAGAAUACCAUGUUCAGACCAUCUUCAUUCAACCAGCUCAGAUUGAAGGCGACAGCUUACCUGCUGAUGUUGGCAACGCCAUUGACGCUUUAUGGAACGAUGCUGGUGUGCAAGAAUGUUUCCGACGAUCUCGCGAGUAUCAGCUGAACGACUCAGCACGAUACUACUUCGACUCCAUCAAACGUAUUGCUGGAUCCGAUUAUUUGCCCAGCGAUCAGGACGUCCUCCGCUCCCGUGUCAAGACUACUGGUAUCACCGAGACAACGUUCAUUAUUGGCGACCUCACUUACCGUAUGUUCGACGUUGGCGGGCAACGCUCUGAACGUAAGAAGUGGAUCCACUGCUUCGAAAACGUCACCACCAUUCUUUUCCUUGUAGCAAUCUCAGAGUACGACCAGCUUUUGUUCGAGGACGAAACCGUGAACCGUAUGCAGGAGGCUCUCACACUUUUCGAUUCUAUUUGCAACUCGAGAUGGUUUACCAAGACCUCGAUCAUCCUCUUCCUGAACAAGAUUGAUCGGUUCAAGGAGAAGUUGCCUGUCAGCCCGAUGAAGAACUACUUCCCUGACUACGAAGGUGGUCCCGAGUACACUGCCGCGUGCGACUACAUUCUCAAUCGCUUCGUAUCGCUUAACCAGGCCGAAACGAAACAAAUCUAUACCCAUUUCACUUGCGCUACUGACACAUCGCAAAUCCGGUUCGUUAUGAUGGCAGUUAACGAUAUAAUCAUCCAAGACAACCUUCGCCUCUGUGGAUUGAUAUAACGAAAUCCUUUUGGAUAGGUCUUUUGGCUCCCACUAAUUUAGAUUAUUUCUGUUCAUUUCAUCUGUAUUUGAUAUCACCCUCGAUUUUCCCCCUUUUUUUCAGAAUAAUUUGCCCCACGCCCAACCACCGCCACCAAACAGAGCCGUCCAAGUUUUCCUUUACAUCUAUCCCUCUCCUACUUUGCCUAUUACUGGGCUCACAAUGGCGUUGAGACCUUUUCCUUACUCUAAAACAAAAUACGGCGUAUUGGACCUCUCGUCAGUACCGCAACUACGGGACAUACGAUCUUCCCUUUUCUUUUUUGAUUACAACCCCUCGCUCCCCACCUCUUGGUCUGAGGAGAUAAAAUGAUACGGUGCCACUCCGAUCGUUGCCUCUUGCCGCCCUGGUUUCUGAUGGCGCAAUCUUAACAAACCCCCCGGUGCUGCAGGGCUGUCAACUGUCCACCUUCCUUUUGUUUUUUUUUCCUACUGCAUGAUUUCCUACUCGGCUUGCUCUUUUCUUUUCUUUUCUUUUCUUUUUUUAUUUCGAUAUCUUAUUUCCUUAUUUCCCUUUCUAAUUCCCUUGUUAUAUCCCUUGAUAUGUACCUGUGUGUGCGUGUGUUCUUGUUUUUUCUCCUACUUUUUUUCUUGGGGCUUUUCCCCUUAACUUUCUGUAUUUCUUGUGACUUUAUAUGGGUUUCCCUCUUAUCGAAUUUCCAUUUCCAUUUUCUUUUAUUUCUUCAAAUACCAUGGGGUUUCUCUCAUUCUCUUUUUUUUUUACUUGAGUAUGUUUUAUUUGUUUCGCUAUUUGCCUUGUUUUCGAACCUUAGCUCUGCCUGUAUCAGCGGGCGGAUUUCUACACAUUAGCUUUUUGGUUUUUUAUCUGACCGGGCUAUUUGUCUACCAAUUCCCUCUGCUUUUUUUUUUUUUUUUUUUUUAUGUCUGCUACUUGUCCUCCUUUUUUCCCUACUUUUUGAAACAAUUCGCAAAUCAGAUUUUAGGCAGGAAAUGAAAUGCAAUACCCACUUAUCGCCG